CGACGACGCGCGCGACGGUCGCGCGCGUCGCGAACCGCGCGCGAGGGCACGCGGAGGCGCUGAGAGCCGAACGCGAGCGAACGGGCGCGCGAUACGGCGACGUCGGGACGCGACGCGCGGAAGCGCGGGACGGCGAUCGAGCGGGACGCCAUGGCGGACGCGCCGACGCCGACGAACGCGGAUCACGCGCGAGAGAAGUCGCCGUAUUACGCGCACCGGAUCGAUUUGUUCGAUAAGUAUCGCGCGCGGGAGCUGACGCGGAUCGAAGAGGCGAAGGCGCGGGGGGAAGGGAUUAAAGUGACCCUGCCGGACGGCGCGCAAAAGGAUGGGACGCGAUUCGCGACGACGCCGUUCGACAUCGCGUUGGGGAUACACAAGAAGCUGGCGCAGAGCGCGCUCGUGGCGAAGGUCGAUGGGGAGUUUUGGGACAUGCGACGACCGUUGGAGGGGGACUGCGCGCUGGCGUUGUUUACUUUCGACGACGAAGAGGGGAAGGAGUGUUAUUGGCACUCGAGCGCGCACGUCUUGGGGGAGGCGUUGGAGUUGGAGUACGGGGCGGAUUUGACCAUCGGACCGGCGAUCGAGGAGGGUUUCUACUACGAUUGCUACUUGGGCGAGCGCACGCUGACGCCGGAAGACACGGAAAUCAUCAAGGGGCGCAUGGAAAAGAUCAUCAAAGAAAAACAAGAAUUUCAACGCAUCGUCGUCAGCCGCGCCGAGGCGUUGGAGAUGUUCGAAGAGAACAAGUUCAAAAUUGAGUUGAUUUCCAACUUGCCCGAAGACGCGACGAUUUCGUGCUAUCGCUGCGGGCCGAUGGUGGAUCUGUGCCGCGGUCCGCACUUGCCGGACACCGCGUGGUUGAAGAGCGUCAGCGUGAACCAGUGCUCGCGAGCCCACUGGCGCGCGGACGUCACCAAGGACCCGCUCGUGCGCGUGUACGCCGUGACUUUCCCGAGCGACAAACUCAUGAAGGAAUACACCACGCGCAUCGAAGAAGCGAAGAAACGCGAUCACCGCACCAUUGGCUUGAACCAAGAGCUGUUCUUUUUCCACCAUCUCUCCCCGGGCUCGUGUUUUUUCCAAAAGCACGGCGCGCGCAUCUACAACAACUUGGUCCAAUUUAUUCGAGAAAAGUAUUGGGAAUACGAGUAUGACGAAGUCAUCACGCCGAAUAUUUACAACUUUGACCUCUGGAAGACGUCCGGUCACGCGGCGCACUACAAGGAAAACAUGUUCAGCUUCAACGUCGAAAAGGAAGAGUUUGGUCUGAAGCCGAUGAACUGCCCGGGUCACUGCGUCAUGUUCGCGCAUCGACACAGAACGUACCGUGAACUCCCCAUGCGUGUGGCUGAUUUCGGUGUGCUGCACCGAAACGAGUUCUCGGGUGCGCUUCACGGUUUAACGCGCGUUCGCCGCUUCCAGCAAGACGACGCGCACAUCUUCUGCCGUGAGGAUCAAAUGGAACAGGAGUUGAGCGGUUUCUUGCAGUUCUUAGAUGAUGUGUACGAAGUGUUUGGUCUCACGUACGAGAUGAAGCUAUCGACGCGUCCAGAGGGAUACUUGGGUGAGUUGGAGGUGUGGGACAAGGCGGAGGCGGCGCUCAAGUCUGCGUUGGACCGAAGCGGCAGAGAGUGGAAGCUGAACGAAGGUGACGGCGCCUUCUACGGUCCGAAGAUUGACAUCACUGUCUUCGAUGCGCUCAAGCGUCGCUUCCAGUGUGCGACGGUCCAGCUCGACUUUCAGCUUCCGAUUCGAUUUGACCUGUCGUACGUCGACGAAAACAACUCGUCGGUGAGGCCGAUCAUCAUUCACAGAGCUAUCCUCGGUUCUGUCGAGCGUAUGUUCGCGAUUUUGACCGAGCACUUUGCGGGUAAGUGGCCGUAUUGGUUGUCGCCAAAACAAGUCAUGAUUGUGCCGAUCUCUGAAGCCUCGAGAGACUACUGCUACGAGGUCAAGCGCCAACUCCGCAAGGCCGGUCAUUUCGCGGAAGUCGACGUCACGGAUCGUAAGAUGCAAAAGAAGGUUCGCGAGGCGCAGCUCGAUCAGUUCAACUAUAUCUUGGUGUGCGGCGAAAGCGAAAAAGCGAACGAAACGGUGAACGUGCGCACGCGUGAUAACAAGGUCCACGUCAUAAUCAGGGGAGAAACUGCGAUCACUAGGUUUCGAAAGACUUAG
Molecule: messenger RNA, 2175 nt
Organism: Ostreococcus lucimarinus CCE9901
Lineage: Eukaryota; Viridiplantae; Chlorophyta; Mamiellophyceae; Mamiellales; Bathycoccaceae
Exons: 2
Coding region: 151-2175 (674 amino acids)
Biological process (GO): threonyl-tRNA aminoacylation
Cellular component (GO): cytoplasm; chloroplast; mitochondrion
Molecular function (GO): ATP binding; threonine-tRNA ligase activity
Source: RefSeq, a predicted model, not a curated record